Molecule: messenger RNA, 1426 nt
Organism: Capsaspora owczarzaki ATCC 30864
Lineage: Eukaryota; Filasterea; Ministeriida; Capsasporidae
Product: flotillin-1
Exons: 5
Coding region: 23-1339 (438 amino acids)
Biological process (GO): positive regulation of cell junction assembly; protein kinase C signaling; positive regulation of cell-cell adhesion mediated by cadherin
Cellular component (GO): plasma membrane
Source: RefSeq, a predicted model, not a curated record
GUCGUCUUCUCUCAGUGCUGCAAUGCCAUUUGCGAUCGGCGGUCCUGACGAAGCGGUCGUCGCUUACGGCAUGGGCAUCUCGGAGCCACAAAUCAUUGUCGGAGGUCGCUUGUUCUACUGGUCAUGCGUCCAAGAAGUCAAACGAAUCCGUUUAAAUGUCAUGACAAUUUCAAUCGACUCUCAAAAAGUGUAUACUCAAGAGGGCGUCCCCGUCUCACUCAUCGGAACGGCACAGGUCAAAGUUGAAUCAGCAAACCGAGACAUGCUACGACUGGCUGUCCAACACUUUUUGGGCAUGACGCAGGAGCAAAUUGCACAGGUUGCCCGCGCGACGCUGGAAGGCCAUCAGCGCGCCAUUCUCUGCACAAUGACGGUCGAAGAGAUCUACCGUGAUCGCAAAAAGUUUGAUAAGGCUGUCUUCCAUCACGCGGCAACAGACUUUGCCAAUAUGGGCCUCGCCAUCAUGUCUUACACCAUCAAGACGUGGAGCGACGAUGUUGGCUACCAACAAGCGCUUGGCAGCGCCGCAACAGCGCAGGCACAAUGCCAAGCAGCGAUCGGCGAAGCCAACGCUCACUCGGAUGGCGCCAUCAAGUCCAUUCAAGCCGACCUCACCAAGUUGCAAGCCAAGUACACAAACGAUUCUAGCGUCGCUCGGGCCGCGCGUGACUUUGAGGUGAAGCAACUCCACUACCAAGUCGAGGUGAACCAACGCCAAGCGCAGUCCGACCUCGCGUUCCAGCUGCAGUCCAUCAAGUCCUCCCAGGCCGUUCGUGAGGAACAGCUGCACAUUGAGGUCCUCACACGUGAGCGCCAGAUUCAGCUGGCCAAAGAAGAGUCCCUGCGCAAGGAGAAGGAGCUUGACGCACGAGUUAAGAAGCCCUCCCUCGCCGAAAAGUACCAAAUUGAGACGGCAGCAGAGGCGCAGAGCAAAAAGGCGCUGCUCGAAGCCGAAGCCGAGGCUGAGGCCAUUCGUGCUCGCGGCGAAGCCGAAGCCUUUGCCAUCCGGGAGAAGGCUCGCGCCGAAGCGGAGGAAAUGACCAAGAAGGCCGAGGCCUGGAAAGACUACAAAGAGGCUGCGCUGGUGGAUAUGGUCCUGCAGAUGCUGCCAAAGGUUGCUUCUGAGCUCUCUGCUCCUCUUGCUCGAGCGAAUGGUGGUAUGACCAUCGUCUCAAACAACGGACCAGCCGGUCCAGGGCUUGUGACUGCGGAGGUGCUUUCAAUGAUUGGCAAGCUGCCCGAAAUGGUUGAAACGAUUACCGGCGUGAAUGUUUCACAGACUAUCGCUGAAACCCUCAAGAACAGUAUCGUUUCGGGCGAGUCUGAUUCGCGACCAUGAACUCUUCCUUUUCCACUUUGUUGGAGCUGUGUUUCGUUUCCGAAUUUAGCAUUGAAAAUCAACAAUAAAUAAGUCAAAACAAACCAA